AUUUGAAUAUAGUCUACUAUAGCGUUAUCAGACGAGCUUUGACUUAUUUUGAUUUAAGAAAUAAAGUCAUUGUGAUAAUAUCCAUUCAACUUAUGUCACAUAUAGGCAGUGUUUAUUGUAACAUCAAGGUGUUAUUUUAUUUUAAUUUUUUUUCAUGUAACUUGUCAUAUGCAUGUGAACGAGGGCGGUGCCAGGGGGCAUUAUUUGAGGACUGCAGGAGGAGGGGUGGUCAAACACGGCUGUGCUUGUUCAAUCACACUCACUACUGUCACCUUGUCUGGGAACAUCGAGGGCACCAUCACAGUCAGCUCGUUCUUGCGGGACUAAUCAGCACAGUUAUACUACUGAUAUUCACUAGAAAUGACUUUACUUAGGUGAUCUACGAGAGAGGUUUUAUUGCUGACCCCGGGGCUUCUCGGACUCACCGCGCGCUGACCAGCAGCAACUUCGCAAACUUGUUCGUUCACAUCGUCUCUGAGGACUUCACCGAAGCGGCGAUGGAGCAUCAUCUGUGCUUGUACGCGCUUAUUUUAACGCUGACGUCCUGUGUUCAUUAUUCCCUGAGCAUAGAGAGAAAUAAGGAUAUUCCAACAGAAAAACUACUUGUACUUACUGUUGCAACACAGGAGACGGAUGGCUUCCACCGCUUCAUGCAGUCAGCAAACUACUUCAAAUUCAAUGUGAAGGUCCUGGGGAUGGGAGAGAAGUGGAAGGGAGGUGAUGUGGGUCGAUCCAUCGGUGGAGGCCAGAAGGUUCGACUGUUAAAGGAAGCCAUGGAGUCUCUGGCUGACCAAGAGGACUUGGUGGUCUUAUUUGUGGACAGUUAUGACCUCAUCUUUGCUGGUGGACCUGAGGAGAUUCUCAGAAAGUUCCAGCAGACCAAUCAUAAGCUGGUGUUUGCUGCUGAGGGAAUCAUCUGGCCAGAUUCUCGACUGGCAGAGAAGUAUCCUUCUGUCCGCAAUGGGAAACGCUUUCUUAACUCUGGAGGCUUUAUUGGCUACGCUCAAUACAUUCAGAAGAUUGUGAACCAGUGGGACCUUCAUGAUAAUGAUGAUGAUCAGCUAUUCUACACAAAGGUCUACGUGGAUCCACUUCAGAGGGAAAAACUUCAUAUGACCUUGGACCACAAGUGUGAGAUCUUCCAGAAUUUGAACGGAGCCGUGGAUGAAGUUCUCCUGAAGUUUGGGACGGAGCGAGUGCGAGUGAGAAACACUCUCUACAACAGUCUGCCAUCAAUAAUCCAUGGAAAUAUGAACACCAAGAUAUACUUCAAUUACUUGGCCAACUACAUCCCAAACGUGUGGAACUAUGAGCAAGGCUGUACCAUCUGUGACCAAGACAUGGUGGAUUUGUCUCAGCUUAAAGAGUUUCCAAAAGUGACAGUUGGUAUAUACAUCGAGCAGCCGAGUCCAUUCCUGCCAGAGUUCCUGGAGAGGCUCCUGAGUCUAGAUUAUCCCAAAGAUAAACUGAAUGUCUUUGUCCAUAACAGUGUGGUUUACCAUGAGAAGCACAUACAGAAGUUUUGGGAAGAGAACAAGAAUGUUUUCUGCAGUUUUAAAGUCGUUGGCCCCGAGGAGAACAUAACUCAAGGAGAAGCAAGGAACAUGGGAAUUGAUUUGUGCCGGAAGGAUCUUUCUUGUGAUUAUUACUUCAGCAUCGAUGCAGAUGUGAUGCUCACCAACCCCCAGACCCUAAAACUCCUCAUCGAGCAAAACAGAAAAAUAAUUGGCCCUCUUGUCACCCGUCAUGGAAAACUGUGGUCCAACUUUUGGGGAGCCCUGAGCCUGGAUGGUUAUUAUGCGAGAUCUGAGGACUACAUUGACAUUGUGCAAGGAAAGCGUGUUGGUGUGUGGAACAUCCCCUUCAUGGCCCACAUCUACCUCAUAAAGGGCCAGACUCUGCGGAAUGAGCUCAAAGAUAAGAAUGUCUUUGUCUUGGAGAGAUUGGACCCCGACAUGGCCAUAUGCAGGAAUGCCAGAGACUUGACAGUACAGAGAGAAAGAGAAUCUCCUUCUCCGGAAUCAUUCCAUAUGCUCAGACCCCCACAGGGAGUUUUCAUGUAUGUUACAAAUCGUCAUGAGUUUGGAAGGCUUAUUUCGACUGCCAACUAUAACACAUCUCAUUAUAACAAUGACCUUUGGCAAAUAUUUGAAAACCCACUGGACUGGAGAGAGAAAUACAUCCAUCCCAACUAUACCCGAAUUUUCACUGACAACAUCUUGGAGCAGCCUUGCCCAGAUGUUUUCUGGUUCCCUGUGCUCUCGGAGAAAGCCUGUGAUGAGCUGGUGGAGGAGAUGGAAAACCUUGGUUCAUGGUCUGGUGGAAGACACGAGGACAAGCGUAUCACUGGAGGCUAUGAGAGUGUCCCGACAGAUGACAUUCAUAUGAAACAGAUCGAUUUCGAUAAGGAAUGGCUGCACUUUAUCAGAGAAUUCAUCUCCCCUGUCACUCUCAAGGUCUUCUCUGGCUAUUAUACCAAGGGCUAUGCGAUUUUGAACUUUGUGGUGAAGUACACUCCAAACAGACAAGCCUAUCUAAGACCACAUCACGAUUCCUCAACAUUCACCAUUAACAUAGCUCUCAACAACAAGGGCUUAGAUUUCGAGGGUGGAGGUUGUAGAUUUCACAGAUAUAACUGCUCCAUAGAGUCGCCUAGAAAAGGUUGGAGCUUCAUGCAUCCAGGUAGACUCACCCACCUUCACGAAGGACUACCUACAACCAACGGUACACGCUACAUAGCGGUGUCCUUCGUAGAUCCUUAGACUCCUACAUAGUUCUAGUAGUUCAACACUAGGAAUUUACUAGCCUUGAUAUGUUUGUGUAGUGCCAGCUGUUUGUCUGUUUAUACUUAUUUAUUCUUGGUUUAUGUGUUGUGUGGCUGUUUGUACUUGCUGUCUUUUGAAAAAUGUACUACUGUCGAGAGAAAAUGCUGUUCAACAUAAGUUUAAUAAAGUCAACUGACGCAUACACAAACAUACCGCACACAUACACUCUGGCAGACUUUCAUACAUAUAAACCUUGUUUCAUUUCUCAAAAUUAUAUGAGACAUUUGACCAUCAUUUUUGUACUUAAGCAAAAAAAGAAAUCAGGUGAGAUCAGUACCUCUUCUUUUAAACAACUUUGAUUCAGGGCGUUUAGCAAUAGCAAUCAUUCUUAAUAGUCCCACUAGAAAAAAAAAAAAAAUUACCAGUUUGGAAAUUGUAAUUUUGAAAUGAUGUGCAUUUAAGUCAUUCUCAUUGGAGUAAAAUGGACACCAUUUUUCUCGUUUCUUUAACAUUCCAACAAAAUACAGAAAGCUUUUUAGUGCCAGUGCAAGAAAUUACGAGCUAAUGAUGCACAUUACUUGUGUAAUUGUUCUUUAUCUUUAAGAAAAUAAUGAUGAAAUAAUUAAUGAAAUUAUUUGCUAAGAAUGAUGCAAACUUUGAGCAAUCCUGUUACACUUAUAAACCCUAUGAAGUAUUACUUUCUGGCGAACUUUAGGAUUCUUCUUCUUCAGCAGCACAUUAAAUGUCUAAACACUCAACUGUACCAUCAACAUUUAGAGUUAAACCUCUUUAUGACCAAUAUCAAUUUGCUCGCAUUGGGAUUCUCUAACUGACAAACCCACAACCCAGUGUGCACUCAGGUGCUCUAAGGUCAUGAUUACCAAAGGAAGUUGGUAAAAAUGGAGGUGAGAAGUACUGUACACAAAUCUAGAUUUCUACAAAUCAGAGAGCUGUUAGUGGCAAUGAAAUAACAUAUGACUUCAGUGGUUCUUCCAUGUAGCAGCUGACCAUGUUUUUAAAAGACAUGAAGGUAAUUUUAUAUACUGUCAACAAAAUAAGUAUAAUUUUGUAUGUUUGCACAACAAGAAAUGGCGAAAUGCUAAAGGUGUUUUUAUGAAGCCAAAUGUUUUAAUUUAUCUUGUUUCUUACAAAUGUCUCAGCCAGGUCAGUCUCUUACCCUAUUUUGAAACUUGUUGAAAUAAUAAAAUGUUUUAAAGAGAAAAGGCUUUUUUAUUAUUAUUAUUAUCAUCAUUACACAUGAAAUGAUUUUUUGCCAAAAAAUAUGAUCAAGACAAAUCAGUAUCGGGUAACAAUCCAAUAAUUUGUUAAAUAAUCUGUUUAGUUUAAACAGUGCAGCUUGAGAAAAUUAUAAACAUUUCCUUUUUACACCUAAGCAAAUAUGACAUGCCUUUUCAAAUUCACAUUCUGAGUUAUACUAAUGUAAUAUAGAACAUGUGUGAACACUCACAUGCCCAUCACAUAACAUCUGGCCUAUCAAACCUGGCAAGUCUCCUACUCUCCUUAGAAUCAAUCAGCACAGCUUAGAAUUGUUGAAAGAAGAAGUGUUGCAAGAGUGAACAUGUAAGCAAGAAGUAGAUUGCAGAUUGACGCAAUCUAUGAUGCACGGUCGAUGACACAUACUUGAACUUUCCUUUAACUGAAAUUGAUGAGAUGCUGGGAUUUUUAGCACAACAAUUAAAGGAAUGUACGGGGGAGUUGAAACUGUAGUUCCUCAUAUGCAGCUGGAUGAUUUUUAAACUGGAAUCAGAGAUAAGGUUAUAAACUUUAAAUCAGGACUGCAAAGUCAUAAUGGUCCAAGUGAGCAAAGCAACAUAACUCACUCUUUUUUAAUCAAACAAAUACAAGUCACAUUUACAGUGAUUCUUGUAUCUGUGGAUUCUGUCUCUCAGAUCAACUCCAACUGUCACUGAAAAUAAAUAACUAUGGAAUUCUUUGUAACAGUUAUCCACUGUGAAUGUGAACGCACCUUCAGUUAAUAAAGUUUUACAAUUGCAAUAACAAAA
Molecule: messenger RNA, 4789 nt
Organism: Carassius gibelio (silver crucian carp)
Lineage: Eukaryota; Metazoa; Chordata; Actinopteri; Cypriniformes; Cyprinidae
Product: procollagen-lysine,2-oxoglutarate 5-dioxygenase 2
Exons: 20
Coding region: 498-2762 (754 amino acids)
Biological process (GO): peptidyl-lysine hydroxylation
Cellular component (GO): endoplasmic reticulum
Molecular function (GO): L-ascorbic acid binding; iron ion binding; procollagen-lysine 5-dioxygenase activity
Source: RefSeq, a predicted model, not a curated record